UAUAAACGGCAUCGUUUUUGUGGCUAAUACGCUUCAUAUAGCCGUCUCGAAAGGUCUUCCUCGUUGCUUAGAGUCGAAAAUGGGAAAGCAGCCGGUGAAAUUGAAGGCGGUGGUAUACGCGUUGUCGCCGUUUCAGCAGAAGAUCAUGACCGGUCUAUGGAAGGAUCUGCCGGAGAAGAUCCACCACAAGGUGUCUGAGAAUUGGAUCAGCACUAUUCUCCUCCUCGCUCCCGUCAUCGGAACCUACUCGUAUGCUCAACACUACAUGGAAAAGGAGAAGCUGGAGCACAGGUUCUAAGCAUAGAGAUGGUCUGACUACACAAGAAUACCCAUUUCUUUCUUUAUUUUUCAGUUUCCAAAAGACAGUUUGUUGUUUUCGCAAACACUCGCGGAAAAGCGUUUUUUGUUGAAUAAAUUUGUUUAUUUUGUAACAAUGCUCUGAAGAUUUGAUCUCCAGAAUGCAAUUGCCGAAGGGAAUUUUAGUUUUUUGAAUAAAGUUUCUGAAAGACAUGAUCUAAAUCUCAUUUUA
Messenger RNA from Brassica rapa (field mustard), 529 nucleotides. Its product is annotated as cytochrome b-c1 complex subunit 8. Lineage: Eukaryota; Viridiplantae; Streptophyta; Magnoliopsida; Brassicales; Brassicaceae. Gene Ontology annotation, cellular component: respiratory chain complex III. Gene Ontology annotation, biological process: mitochondrial electron transport, ubiquinol to cytochrome c. The record is from RefSeq and is a predicted model, not a curated record.